This is a messenger RNA of Pleurotus ostreatus (oyster mushroom), 1047 nucleotides long. RefSeq lists its product as uncharacterized. Bases 1 to 1047 code for a protein of 348 amino acids. The transcript is spliced from 6 exons. NCBI's taxonomy places the organism in Eukaryota, Fungi, Basidiomycota, Agaricomycetes, Agaricales, Pleurotaceae. The record is from RefSeq and is a predicted model, not a curated record.
AUGCUAACCAGCACGCUAAUGUUCCGCCGUGGCAGUCCUCCGCCCUGCUUGUCAUCCAUCUUCAAGACAGUCGACUGCGCCCACCAAAGGUCCAGCGUCGCAUGGACAACCCUCUACGGCCGCGAUGGUGCAGAACGAGGGCAGGGACGUAGGAGAUGGUGUUGGCCGUCUUUUGUCGGAAUCUACGGAUUAAACCCGCAGUGGGACUCUCUGGCUACUGGUGUCCCGUGUCCCGUGUCUACCCUCGUCUCCCAUUGUCGUGGUGUUGUCAUUGGAGUAGCGCGUCGGGUUUCUCCGUCACCGCCGUCCCUUGGCCAUCCUCCCCCCCUUCCUCCCUUCUAUCCCACUCAUACCGUAUACGUUCCGUUGGUGGAUUCCCAGAUCCCCUCGACAUCACUCGUCCCGUUACCUCCACCCUGCACCCACAUCCACAUCCUCGCUCCCGCAGCACCAGUGCGAGCGUCAAAGCUGAUGGUCCACCACGGCGCACUUCGUCGGGCAUGCAGCCCGGAAUCGCUGGAAUUUGGGAUGGGUGGAGGUGCGAGGAGGAACGCGAGGACUGAGGGAGGCAGUGGUUGGGCCCGAGAGAAGGGCCAGGCAACGACGAGCAAGCCGAUCGAUCUAUACGUCCCGCGGCCGCCUCCCCUGUCUUCCAACCUAUUCCCCCACCCAAUCACAACUCACGCCUACCCUUCACCCCAAAUCAUUACCACGCAACGAAAAUGCUACAGACUGAAGGGGAAGCCUGAGAAAACGAGGAAAACGACCAGAGCAGCGACUUUACGCGAGGGCUCGCGCUGCCUUGGUUUUCCCACCCAGCCGCCUUAUAUCACCGCAGACGGCCUCGACGGCCUUUGGGCAAACGUCGCGCGUAUAUUCAUCUGGGAACGUGUCAGUGAACGCGGCAGAGAAGAUUGGGAGGCGAACGAGAGGGAGAACGAGAACGAGAGACAGAAACCAAGAGGGAACCGACCGCCUGCCCCAGUCGACUCCUCAACAGACGAGGGGACGACUCGCGGGGAUUGGCAGUCACGAAAUGGGGAAUGA